Ilex paraguariensis (yerba mate) is the source of this 1566-nucleotide messenger RNA. The record is from the annotation of a GenBank genome assembly. NCBI's taxonomy places the organism in Eukaryota, Viridiplantae, Streptophyta, Magnoliopsida, Aquifoliales, Aquifoliaceae.
AGGGAUUUGGCUGUGCCCUCGGUUAGGAGAGAUAAAGUUGGGGCAGCAGUAGCAAAGGCAGAGGGUGGUGGUGAUGAGAAGGAGGAGCAAAAGGAUGGAAGUGUACGGCCUAGGGGUGAGAGGAGGCGAUCCAAACCGAAUCCAAGGCUAAGUAAUCCGCCCAAGCAUGUGCACGGUGAGCAAGUGGCUGCCGGAUGGCCAUCCUGGCUCUCCGCGGUUGCUGGAGAGGCAAUCAACGAUGGACAAGGUACAUAUAGUAAUGUGUACAAAGCUAGGGAUGCUAUAACGGGAAAAAUUGUUGCAUUGAAGAAGGUCCGAUUUGACAAUUUAGAGCCUGAGAGUGUCAAAUUUAUGGCUAGGGAGAUUUUGAUUUUGCGUCGCUUGGAUCAUCCUAAUGUUGUAAAACUAGAAGCUUGUACCCUUGUCUUCGAAUAUAUGGAGCAUGAUUUGGCUGGAUUGGCUGCCAGUCCGGGAAUCAAAUUUACCGAACCUCAGGUCAAGUGUUACAUGCAUCAGCUACUGUCAGGUCUUGAACACUGUCACACCCACCAUGUGUUGCAUCGUGAUAUCAAGGGGUCAAAUCUUCUUAUUGAUAAUGGGGGUGUACUUAAGAUUGCUGAUUUCGGGUUGGCUUCCUUCUUUGACCCUCAUCACAAGCAGCCAAUGACUAGUCGGGUGGUUACUCUAUGGUAUAGACCGCCAGAGCUUCUUCUUGGGGCAACUGACUAUGGUGUAGGGGUGGACCUCUGGAGUGCUGGUUGCAUUUUAGCAGAGUUGUUGGCUGGGAAGCCUAUUAUGCCUGGUCGCACAGAGGUGGAACAGCUACACAAGAUAUUCAAGCUAUGUGGUUCUCCUUCAGAAGAAUAUUGGAAGAAGUCAAAGCUGCCACAUGCAACCAUAUUCAAGCCCCAGCAUUCUUACAAACGAUGCAUAGCAGAGACAUUUAAAGAUUUCCCACCUUCAUCACUGCCACUAAUUGAGACUCUUCUUGCAAUUGAUCCUGCUGAACGUCAAACUGCCACAGCUGCAUUGAGCAGUGAAUUCUUCACAACCAAGCCCUAUGCUUGUGAGCCUUCCAGCCUUCCAAAGUAUCCUCCCAGCAAGGAGAUGGAUGCUAAACUAAGAGAUGAAGAAGCUAGAAGACUGAGAGCGGCUGGCAAAGCCAAUGCUGAUGGUGUGAAGAAAGCUCGUGCACGUCACCGAGCUGUAAGGGCAUUCCCUGCUCCUGAAGCCAAUGCUGAGCUGCAAGCGAAUCUUGAUAGGCGGCGUCUAAUCACACAUGCCAAUGCAAAGAGCAAGAGUGAGAAGUUUCCUCCACCACACCAGGAUGGAACACUUGGUUAUCCUUUGGGAUCUUCACAUCACAUUGAUCCAACUUUUGAUCCUCCUGAUGUCCCAUUCAGUUCCUCGAAUUUCUCAUAUCCAAAAGCAUCCAUCCAAACUUGGUCUGGUCCAUUAUUGGACCCUGCUGAUGUUGGUGCUCCAAGGAGGAAGUCAAAGCCCUCAAAGAAGGAUUCGCACAAAGAUAAGAAUUCUGUUCGGACAAGAGAGAAAGAAGGCGUGUAA